Messenger RNA from Leptopilina boulardi, 672 nucleotides. RefSeq lists its product as uncharacterized. The transcript has 4 exons. NCBI's taxonomy places the organism in Eukaryota, Metazoa, Arthropoda, Insecta, Hymenoptera, Figitidae. The record is from RefSeq and is a predicted model, not a curated record. Bases 103 to 672 code for a protein of 189 amino acids.
GUCGAUUCAGUUUGUUCUGGCCACGAGAAUGAAACACGAUGAUAAACAGUUUUACGUUCAUCGUCAAUAAUAAUUCUCGAUAGUUUGUAAUUGCCGCACAAAAUGGACUAUAAUUACCAAGGAGUAUUGAGACAUCUUUAUUGCGAAAUGUGCAAAGAAAAAGUUCCUUAUAAAGACGGAUGGAGACAUGGGUGUUUUCAAAAUAUAGACUUUGAUAAAAUAACAUGUAUUGGAAAUGUUAUUGUUAACCAAAGCGAUUAUGAUAAUUUUGAGUUUUUGGAUGAAGAUGAAGAGGAGGUUUUACAGGCAGAUAUGAACCAAAUUAACAAUCCAGUUAAGAUUAAGGGCAAAAAUCUUCCUAUUGUCAAAAGUGUCGAAUCUGUAGAUUUUGCUACUUAUAAAACAAGUAUAGGUUCUCAAAAAAUGUGGACCGUUAAAACUGCUCCCACACAAAUUAAUUCUCAUGACUUGAUAACUUCAUCAGUACUAAAGAAUCCUACUUUAAUAGCAGAGGAAUCUAUUGAAAAUAAUCAACCUAAUUCGAAAAAUAGAAUGAUGAAUCUAAAAACUAGGGAGACUAUCUCUUUACCACCAACUGCUCCCACACAAAUUAAUUCUCAUGACUUGAUAACUUCAUCAGUACUAAAAAAUCCUAAUUUAAUAGCAGAGUAA